This is a messenger RNA of Pelagomonas calceolata, 627 nucleotides long. The record is from the annotation of a GenBank genome assembly. NCBI's taxonomy places the organism in Eukaryota, Pelagophyceae, Pelagomonadales, Pelagomonadaceae.
AUGCGCGCCACCGAGCACGCGCCGCGCGAUCCGUUCCGCGUCCUCGAGCGUCGUCACGGCCUCGCGGACAUCGUCGAGCGUGGCGCCGUCAUCCUGGCAGAGGCCCUGUUGUCUUUGCAUCAGCGACUUGGCUUACAUUACGAUAACAUUCUCGCGCUGCAGAGCAAUCUGGCGAACACGUAUGCAAAAGUUGGACGGAUUGAAGAGGCCAUGCGCAUGAGACGGGACGUAUACUCCGAACGUUUGAAGCGCUACGGCGAGGAAACUAGAGAUACACUCAUAGCGGCCAACAACUACGCGGGGUCCCUUGGUGUUCUACGGCGCUUCGAAGAAGUCAUACCACUGUUUCGCAAAGUGAUACCCGUGGCACGACGCGUUCUUGGAGACGGUGAUGAAAUUACGCUCAAGAUGAGGAAGAUGUUGGCGGCCGCGCUCUUCGUGGACCCCGCCGCCACGCUCGACGAUGUCCGCGAGGCCGUGACGACGCUCGAAGAGACGGCAAGGACCGCGCGUCGUGUGAUGGGUGGCGCGCACCCGCUCACAACGGAAAUUGAGGCCACCCUACUAAACGCGCGAGCGGCGCUCCGCGCCCGCGAAGAAACGCAGCCGUCGCCGGGGAGUGGGUAA